AUGGGAAACAGAGACGGAAAUCAAGUGGAGGCCGAUUUUGCUCGUCUAGGAUUACCUGAUAAGAGAGUCUUCUCGAUCGAUCAAUUCGAACUGUUCGUCAACGAGGCGAUUCGCGAGAUUUUCGGUAGCUGCGGACCGAUUGUGAAGAUCUCUGAAUACGACGCCAGUCUGCGUCGUGGAUCCGUCGUCGCCCCCGGCAACGAAAUUCAACAAGUGUGGGCGGCGCUCUCGGCGAAAGGCCAAUUCCAAGGACAACGUAUCGCCGCACAUCUUCAUACUAUGUCUCUCGCCUGGCUAGUGCUCUUCCCAGUCGCCGCGUUCGUUAUCUUCCUCGUCGUCGUUCUUUUCAUCUUCUUCUCUAUCCCAUCUCGUCGCGACUUCCCGUUCUUCCGUCGCCAUGCAAUUGUCACCGGUGGAUCCAAAGGAAUCGGAUACCAAUUGGCUGUUGGACUGAUUGAAAGGGGAUGUCAUGUGACGAUUGUGGCGAGAAAUGUUAAGGAUCUCCAGAAAGCCUGUGAAGAACUUCAAAUUCUGGCUGAUCAGCGCGGACAACAACAAAAAGUUCAAUGGAAAUCUAUCGACAUGACCGCAGACUACGAUGUUAUCAAGGCGGCAUUCGAUGAAUGUGCUAAGGAACUCGGUCCCAUUGAUAUCCUCAUCAACAACGCUGGUCACAGUGUCCAAGCCCCAUUCUGUGAUCUUCCAGCCACGGAUUUCGAGAAACAAAUGAGAGUCAACUAUCUGAGUGCUGUCUAUGCCACUCGUGCUGUUGUCGACGACAUGAAGGCCAGAAAAACCGGACAUAUUUCAUUCGUUUCGUCGGCUGCCGGACAGUUUGCCAUCUUUGGAUACUCGGCGUACUCGCCAACCAAAUUCGCACUCCGUGGAUUCGCUGACACUCUUCAUAUGGAGCUGUUACCGUAUAAGGUCAAUGUGGCAGUGUUGUAUCCACCCAAUACGGAUACCGAGGGAUUCAAGCUGGAACUCGAAACGAUGCCAGAAGAAACCAAACUGAUGAGCGACGCCGCAGGCCUCUUCACACCGAAACACGUCGCCGAAGCUCAUCUGAAAGACAUCGCUGACGGAAACUACACUACUACCAUCGGCCUGGAUGGGUGGAUGCUUGGAUGUCUGACUGCUGGAGCGUGUCCUGAAAAGUCUCUAUUUCGUGCGUUGACCCAAUCCGCUCUCGCUGGAGUCUUCCGCGCUAUCACUCUAGUUUAUCUUGGAUAUUUCAAUGGAAUCACGAAGAAGUGCUACAGAAGACGUUUGGCGUGGACCGAGGAGCCGAAAGAGGAAGAAGAGAAGAGGGAGUAG
Molecule: messenger RNA, 1317 nt
Organism: Caenorhabditis briggsae
Lineage: Eukaryota; Metazoa; Nematoda; Chromadorea; Rhabditida; Rhabditidae
Exons: 6
Coding region: 1-1317 (438 amino acids)
Biological process (GO): sphingolipid biosynthetic process
Cellular component (GO): endoplasmic reticulum membrane
Molecular function (GO): 3-dehydrosphinganine reductase activity
Source: RefSeq, a predicted model, not a curated record